Messenger RNA from Eriocheir sinensis (Chinese mitten crab), 553 nucleotides. RefSeq lists its product as uncharacterized. Gene Ontology annotation, biological process: apoptotic process; regulation of apoptotic process. The transcript is spliced from 5 exons. NCBI's taxonomy places the organism in Eukaryota, Metazoa, Arthropoda, Malacostraca, Decapoda, Varunidae. Bases 152 to 553 code for a protein of 133 amino acids. The record is from RefSeq and is a predicted model, not a curated record.
CACGGUCACCGUCACUCAGUCUCUGUGGGCAUUGUGUAGUGCAUGGACGGUCACAUUAUAUUCUACCACCAAGCUCAGAGAGAAGGAAAUUCCAAGGAUCACGUAUUGCAAACGGGCGACACACUGGGCAAUUUUGGGAGUUUACUUCAGAAUGCCAGUUUUCCGUAUUUGGUGUGGUGAUCGCAUCAUAAGGAAAUCGGUUGUGUCAGUAGCAGAAAUUGAAGAACUAAAGAAAAAAGCAACACAAAAACUCUGUUUGGAGUUGGUAGGACCUACGAAGUUAGUUCUAGAGAAAUGUGAUACAGAAGUGGACGACGAUGAGGUGUUGGAAGAAAUUGCUGAUGAAGUCUUAUUAUUGUUGGCUGAUGGACAAACUUAUACACCAUCUGUAGCUCAGCAAAUACCUGACUCUGCUCGAAGUUUGGUAGCAUGUACUACAGGCGAUGUACUUCAACCCAGCAGGAGUGCAAGUGACAACGAAGUGGCAAGCACAAGUUCAAGUGGGACAGAGGCAUAUGCCAGUCACAAAUCAUCUAAUACAUUAUUUAAUUGA